AGUCAGUCUAAUCAGAGUCUCUCAGCAUGUUACCCGUGAGCUCGUUCUGCAGGGGCGUACGCCUCCUGGCCCAGCAUCAUGUGGCGGCUCUGGAGAGCUGCUCGGCCCUGUGUACGCGUCCAUCCUCGUCUUCAUGCUCAUCCUCGUUGCACGUGCCUCCUCCUGCCUGCAUGCUGCGCCCGCUCGAGGUCCCGUACCGCUACCUGUUCGGGCCCGGACCGUCUAACGUGUCGCCCCGCGUGCUGGCCGCCAGCGGGAGACCCAUCAUCGGUCACAUGCAUCCGGAAACGUACGAGAUUAUGAAUGAGAUCAAGGAAGGGAUCCGCUACGCUUUUCAGACCUCUAACCACAUGACCCUGGCGAUGAGCGGUUCGGGUCACACGGCCAUGGAGUGUGCGGUGUUUAACACGGUGGAACCGGGAGAGAGCGUGCUGGUGGCUGUUAACGGCGUGUGGGGAGAACGCGUGGCCGAAAUCGCGGAGAGAAUGGGUGCCAAAGUUCACACUGUGGUUAAAGCACCUGGUGGAUAUUUCACAAAUGAAGAAAUCGAAAAGGAGAUUUCCAAACACAAACCCGUCCUGUUCUUCCUCACACACGGAGAAUCCUCUGCUGGUCUCGCUCACCCUGUAGACGGCUUCGGAGACAUCUGCCGCAAGUAUAACUGCUUGUUCCUGGUGGAUUCGGUGGCGUCUCUGGGAGCUGCACCUCUCCUCAUGGACAAACAGAAGAUCGAUAUUCUGUACACAGGAUCACAGAAAGCCUUAAACGCUCCUCCAGGAACAGCACCAAUUUCAUUCAACGAAAGAGCAUGUCAGAAGAUGUUCAACAGGAAGACGAAGCCCGUGUCCUACCUGCUGGACAUGACUCACCUGUCCAACUACUGGGGGAACGACAGUCAACCUGCCCGAGUGUAUCAUCACACCGGCCCCGUGUCCGGAUUCUUCGCCCUGAGAGAGAGUCUCGCCAUCCUCGCAGAGAAGGGCCUGGAGAACUCGUGGAGACAACACAAAGAGGUAGCUGAGUAUCUGUGGAAGGGUUUAGAAGAUCUCGGUCUUAAACUCUUCGUCAAGGAUAAGGAUCUGAGGCUGCCGUCAGUCACCACCAUCGCCAUCCCUGAAGGUUACGACUGGAAGGAGCUUCUAAUGUACAUGAUAAAACACCACCAGAUAGAGAUGACAGGAGGCCUGGGGCCGUCCAUCGGCAUGGUGAUGCGAGUGGGGCUGAUGGGCUACAACUGCAGCACGUAUAACGCCGAUAAAGCUCUGGCAGCCCUGGCCGACGCCCUGAAACACUGCAAAAAACACAAGGCUUAAACGACGAGACGGCAAGGCUCGACUACAGGACAGCUGUGUGGACGGAAAAACGCACCACAGAGGACCUCACAACUUAAAAUCCAAAGUGUAAACAUGUGAUUCAGUACUUUACGGUGUUUUAGUAAGGACAGUUUGUGUAAGGUUUAAUCGCAGGCUGUUAGAAUGACAUAAAAAUGUACAGUAAACUAAAAUAAAUUGCUUUUAUUAUUCAAAAUGUCAUAUCCGAGUACUCGAGGCUGCACUCUGCUACGAUCCUGAGCUUUUUUUGGUGGGCGGGGUUUAUCAUUGAUGAGCUAAAGAAAUGUCUGUUUUGGGUUUUUUUUGCUUCUCAAAAAUAGUGUGUAAGAUUUAGGACUGUGUUCAUAACUCUGAGCAGAUAAAGGGGCUUCGUACUGUCACAUUGUCUGUGUGCAUGGAGUUUGCAUGUUCUCCCCGUGCUUGUUAGGUUUCCUCUGGGU
Messenger RNA from Clarias gariepinus (North African catfish), 1771 nucleotides. It is a transcript of the gene agxtb, whose product is annotated as alanine--glyoxylate and serine--pyruvate aminotransferase b. Gene Ontology annotation, molecular function: L-serine:pyruvate transaminase activity; L-alanine:glyoxylate transaminase activity. NCBI's taxonomy places the organism in Eukaryota, Metazoa, Chordata, Actinopteri, Siluriformes, Clariidae. The record is from RefSeq and is a predicted model, not a curated record. Gene Ontology annotation, cellular component: peroxisome. Bases 27 to 1313 code for a protein of 428 amino acids. The transcript is spliced from 11 exons.